UCGUCUAUGGACAUGCCAUCUACCAAUCCUUCGUCAUCUUUUUGAGUGGAGAUCAGAUUCUAAAACUCCAUUGUUGAUAUCUUGUACAGAAUUUGGUUUAUUUCAUCCUCAUGCAAUGGAGAUAUCUAACGACUCGUCGAUCAAGAAACCGAAGAGGUUGACAUCGGUCGUUUGGAAUCACUUUGAGAGGGUCAGAAAGGCUGACAUUUGCUAUGCUGUUUGUUUGCAUUGCAACAAGAAGCUCAGUGGCUCGAGUAAUAGCGGAACCACGCAUCUAAGAAAUCACUUGAUGCGAUGUCUGAAAAGAUCGAAUUACGACGUUUCGCAACUGCUUGCAGCCAAGAGAAUGAAAAAGGAUAGUUCAGGUGGUCUUGCAAAUAUCAGCUUUGAUGAAGGACAGAGAAAAGAUGAGUUUAAAUCAGCCAUUGUGAAAUAUGAUCCUGAUCAGAGAAGGGAUGAAGUAGUCACCAUUGCAAGUAGUAAGUUCGAUCAAGAGCGGAGUCGGAAUGAUCUCGCUCGUAUGAUCAUAUUGCACGGUUAUCCUUUGUCUAUUGUCGAGCAUGUCGGGUUUAAAGUUUUCGUCAAAAACGUUCAACCGUUGUUCGAGGUGUUACCCAAUAGCACUAUUGAGCUUGCUUGUAUGGAAAUCUAUGAGAAGGAAAAAGAGAAGAUCUUUGAAACCAUUAACAGAUUGCAGGGUAGAAUUAAUGUUUCAGUUGAAAUGUGGUCUUCACCAGAAAAUAUGGAUUAUUUAUGCUUGACUGCACAUUAUAUCAACGAGGAUUGGAAAUUACAGAAGAAGCUUUUGAAUUUUAUCACGCUCGAUUCUUCUCAUACCGACGACAUGCUCUCGGACGUGAUUAUUAAAUGCCUGAUGGACUGGGACAUCGACUGUAAGCUAUUUGCUCUGACAUUUGACAAUUUUUCGACCAAUGACGAGAUAAUCAGAAGAAUUAACGAACACAUAUCGAAGAAAAGGCCUCUUUUGAGUAACGGUAGACUCUUCGAUGUAUGCUCUGCUGCACAUACCAUGAAUGCAAUCGCUGAAGACGUGAUAGAAGUGCUGCGAGAGAUUACCCAAAAGAUCCGAGCGAGUUUUAAAUAUAUCAGAAGUUCACAAGUCAUUCAAGGGAGGUUCAAUGAGAUGGCUCAUCAAGUUGGGAUCACCAGCCAGAAGAUAUUGGUCCCUGACAGUCCUGGUCAAUGGAACUCGACAUAUUUCAUGCUCGAGACCGCCAUCGAAUACAAGGCUGCGUUUAAUCUUCUACACGAGCAUGAUCCUGAUUACGCGUCGCCUCUUACUGUUUUGGAGUGGGAAUGGACAACUAAUGUUGCUGGCUAUUUGAAACUUUUCGUCGAAAUCAUGAACAUCUUCUCGAGCAACAAAACUCCGACUGCAAAUAUAUACUUUCCCGAGAUCUGCGACGUUCACAUUCAAAUAAUCGCUUGGUGUAAGAGCUCGGAUAAUUUUCUCAGCUCCCUUGCAUCAAGAAUCAAGGCUAAGUUUGAUAAAUAUUGGAGAAAAUGUAGUCUAGCUUUGGCAGUAGCUGCAGUUCUUGACCCAAGAUUCAAAAUGAAACUGGUCGAGUACUACUAUUCGCAGAUUUACGGUAGCACGGCCAUGGAUCGAGUCAAGGAAGUUUCGAGUGGUAUCAAGGAACUUUAUGAUGCAUAUUCAAUCCGCUUUACAUCGGUUGAUCAAGGUUCAGCCUUGCCUGGAAGCGGUUUACCUGGGACGAGCAACGACUCAAGAGACAGACUAAAAGGCUUUGACAAGUUCCUUCAUGAGACAUCCCAAGGUCAAAAUGUGAUGUCUGACUUGGACAAAUAUUUAGAGGAACCAGUGUUCCCAAGAAACUGCGAUUUCAACAUACUAAACUGGUGGAACGUCCACACGCCGAGGUACCCGAUCUUGUCCAGGAUGGCUCGUGAUGUAAUCGGAACUCCAAUGUCAAGCAUUGGACCCAAGAUGGCAUUCAGUACAGGAGGUCGAGUUCUCGACCGCUGUCGAAGCUCCUUAAGCCCAGAUACUCGUCAAGCUUUAAUAUGCGCACAAGAUUGGCUUCGUUUAGAACUAGAAGAUCCGAGGCCGUUGUCUUCGGCUCCUUACAUACCGUUUCUGCUCGGGACCGAUUGAAUGUACAAAUAGGUGGCUGGUGUCAUGUAAAUAUCUCACUCACUCCAUUGUUUUGCUUUGUUUUAUCAUGUUAGAUUGAUGGAUCUGUUAGUUUGUGCAAUGGCUUUUGAUUGUUUUUGAGGCCAUGGCCUUGUCCUAAUGAAAGCUCUGUUGUG
This is a messenger RNA of Cucurbita moschata (crookneck pumpkin), 2292 nucleotides long. RefSeq names its product zinc finger BED domain-containing protein RICESLEEPER 1-like. The record is from RefSeq and is a predicted model, not a curated record. Gene Ontology annotation, molecular function: DNA binding; protein dimerization activity. NCBI's taxonomy places the organism in Eukaryota, Viridiplantae, Streptophyta, Magnoliopsida, Cucurbitales, Cucurbitaceae. Bases 116 to 2137 code for a protein of 673 amino acids. The transcript is spliced from 3 exons.